CAAACUGACCCAUGCCUUCAAGAUAAACCGGUUUACAGAGGAGUUCACCUAACUGCUCUUGGAAAGGCCCUUUCGAAGAUACACCCUAAGUGUGUGAUGUCAAGGAGUGGGCAGUCCUUGGGCCCUCCCCCACACUAUUGUAACGUCAUGUGCCAGUAUGAAUAUUAACACAGAAACACGUACUUCAGUACUCAGUAUCCAGAGAAGAAGAAAGGAGAAGCUAGACGUUGGGAACAAAUGACUGGAUUGCUUGCAAAACUUUGGGCAGCUAACUUCUUCAGAAAUACUCCAUUCCACCUAUUGUGAAACAGUUAAAAGAGCAGAACAGAAACAGCAUUUUUGGGUCUUUUUUUUUUUUUAAUUUAACUUUUUUCCCUUGGUGUUGGAUCUCAGACUCUCAUCCUCACUGAACACAAGCGCUGAACAUCAAUAUGUGUCAUGUCAUUGUAACAUGUCGCUCAAUGCUAUGGACGCUCCUGAGCAUUGUUGUGGCUUUUGCAGAGCUCAUAGCUUUCAUGAGUGCAGAUUGGCUGAUUGGCAAAGCCAAGCCUGUGAAUUCUGAGGAUACGGACAACAGGACUGGAGGGUCACAGGAGCCUUACCAUCCAACUUUGGGGAUCUAUGGGCGUUGCACCAGAAUCUCCCAUGUGCAGGUUUCCAGACGAGACACGCUUUGUGGCCCCUAUGCAGAGAACUUCAAUGAGAUUGCCAGUGGAUUCUGGCAGGCUACUGCUAUUUUCCUAGCUGUGGGAAUCAUGAUUCUCUGUGCUGUGGCAUUUGUGUCUGUCUUCACUAUGUGUGUGCAGAGUGUAAUGAAGAAAAGCAUUUUUAAUGUCUGUGGGCUGCUACAAGGGAUUGCAGGCCUCUUCCUUAUUUUAGGCUUGAUGCUGUACCCUGCAGGGUGGGGCUGCCAGAAGGCAGUAAGCUAUUGUGGACACUAUGCUUCUGCUUACAAACUUGGAGACUGCUCACUGGGCUGGGCCUUCUACACUGCUAUUGGUGGCACUAUUCUGACAUUCGUCUGCGCAGUCUUCUCAGCACAAGCUGAAAUCGCCACAUCCAGCGACAAAGUGCAAGAAGAAAUCGAGGAAGGGAAAAACCUGAUUUGCCUCCUUUAACAUUGGAAGAAAGCUGCCUGGGAAAUACUGACUUCAGUCCAGUUUCACUUUCAGACAACUAGAUAAAGGAUCUGCUGACUUGUAUUCACUAUUUGUGAUUGAGCCCCAGGCAUUCUAGCCUUGAACUAACUGAAACAGUAUGUCUUCAUUUGCUGGGCAAUGAGGAGCAGAAGAUGAGGAUCCCAAGCAAAGAGAAUGUAGAUCCCUAGAAAUUUUGGAGCUUGAAUACUCUACCAGGACUCAGCAACAUAUGCGUAAUUCUAAGGGGAGGGAGAACCUUGUAUCUCAUGAAUAAACCUCGUUAUAGAGCCGA
This is a messenger RNA of Alligator sinensis (Chinese alligator), 1431 nucleotides long. RefSeq names its product LHFPL tetraspan subfamily member 2 (gene LHFPL2). Gene Ontology annotation, cellular component: membrane. The record is from RefSeq and is a predicted model, not a curated record. NCBI's taxonomy places the organism in Eukaryota, Metazoa, Chordata, Crocodylia, Alligatoridae. Bases 432 to 1118 code for a protein of 228 amino acids. The transcript has 4 exons.